This is a messenger RNA of Ascochyta rabiei, 1272 nucleotides long. RefSeq lists its product as uncharacterized. Bases 1 to 1272 code for a protein of 423 amino acids. NCBI's taxonomy places the organism in Eukaryota, Fungi, Ascomycota, Dothideomycetes, Pleosporales, Didymellaceae. Gene Ontology annotation, cellular component: autophagosome; cytoplasm. Gene Ontology annotation, molecular function: protein serine/threonine kinase activity; ATP binding. Gene Ontology annotation, biological process: autophagy; protein autophosphorylation; peptidyl-serine phosphorylation. The transcript has a single exon. The record is from RefSeq and is a predicted model, not a curated record.
AUGGACGUGCAAAAUAGCAAGAUGCACGAUAGCGGUGCCAUGACGCCUCCAGCAACACCGACGUCCACCUCCCAUUCCAGGUCUGGCUCUACACCAACCGACGGUAACGCUGCUGGGAUAUUUCUAGCACGCCACGGAUCAACAUCAUCGAAUGUUUCCGCCCCUCGCUCACCCUCGAUACACUCCCAUCCUGUCGCGCUCCAGGUCUUCGAUCACGAGACGCUUGAGUAUGUGGUCCUGGUCGAUGAGAAGGGAAAGAAGCGACCCAUUGGAUCUGGUGUAUGGAGCGAUAUAUAUCUCGCAGCACCAAGCUUACCCAAGCCCGCUGAUCAUCCUUUUCUGUUGCCGCCCUCGGCUACCAAGUCACCCCCUGUCUCCCCCGUACAGUCGAGCGAUUCAGCGGUUGGAUCAUACCCCUUUCCCGCCAUACCACCAUUGUAUGCCAUCAAAGCGCCUGCGUCCACAAGCUCACGCAAGGUGCUGAGAGAAGAGGCCAAGAUACUGUCUUACCUGUCUCAAUUUCCCAACUCCGAUCGCCACAUUGUGCAGUUCUUUGGCCAGGAUACGCGCAACGAUGCGCUAGUGCUAAAAGCUAUGGACGGUACACUUGAGGAUUGGAUCAAGAAGGACCUCAACACGCUCGACGAAGAUUCGCGUGCCACCAAACUCGCAGCUGUGUUUCCCCAGCUAGCCCUAUCCCUCAUCGACAGCCUCAUGUGGAUGCAAGACAAGAACUGCAUCCACGCCGACAUCAAACCAGCCAACGUCCUCACCUCACCCACCCCCGCAGGACCCCGCACCACCGCGCCAGCAACCGUCUACUCGGACUUCUCCUCCACCAUCCUCAUCGCCCCUGAAAUCGAGGUCCACAACGCCUCGCCCCUCGGCGCCGGAACCUGGGACUACCUCGACCCCUCGCUGCUAAGCAGCUCCUCGCCCACCGAACCCUCCGCCGCGACGGAUCUGUGGUCUCUUGCCAUCACGCUGCUCUUCCUCAUCAUCGGCGCCUCGCCCUUCGAUGCCUUCCGGCACAACAAGUACCAGCAGCGCGAGAUGAUCAAGACGGGGAACCCGCUGCAGUGUCUGGCCUACGACGAUGUCGGGAUCAGGAACGUGCGCGUCAUGCAGACCCUCUCCGAAUCCCUCGGCUUGGACCUCAAGACGUGGUUUGCAAAGGUGCUGGUCAAGGAUGUCGGGAGGCGCGUUGGCGUGGCGGAGUGGAGGGCCGAGCUGCUGCGCGCGGAGUCGAAGCCGGCUGCUGCGCUGCUUUAG